Messenger RNA from Henningerozyma blattae CBS 6284, 1170 nucleotides. It is a transcript of the gene HGH1, whose product is annotated as Hgh1p. The record is from RefSeq and is a predicted model, not a curated record. Lineage: Eukaryota; Fungi; Ascomycota; Saccharomycetes; Saccharomycetales; Saccharomycetaceae. Bases 1 to 1170 code for a protein of 389 amino acids. The transcript has a single exon.
AUGGCAAGUCAAUUAGAAGAAUUAGUCUCAUUUUUACAUUCACCUCAACCAGCAGUUCGUCAAAUUGCGCUGGAUAAUUUGGUCGGGUUCAGUACAGGCCCUACUGCAAAGAUCUUCAAAUAUGAUAAUUAUAGAGCCAUUGAAGAUUUAAUUGAAUUGUCAAAGGAAAAAUCAAAACUAUUAGUCCAACAAUCAAUCACAAUCUUAGCCAAUCUUUGUGAUGAUAUAACUAUUCGUAAAUUGAUUGUGAAGAAUGUUAAAUUUUUGGAAUAUCUUUCUUGGAAGAUUUGUGAUUUAAAUAAUACAGGUGCUGAUAUUAUGUGUAUUCUUUUAAGUAAUUUGAGUAAAGAAGAUGAAGUUACUCAACUUUUCCAAUUUGAUAGAGAAUCUACAAGUAAAGAAAAUAAUAAAAUUUUAUCAAAAUUAGAUAGAGAAUUUUUUAAAAGUACUAAAAUAAUGGAUUGUUUAAUGGAUUGUUUUGUGAAAGGUUAUGAUAGACAAUUAAAUAAAUAUGCCAAUUAUGAUUACUUGUCUUAUUUUUUUGCCGAUAUUUCUAGAUUUAGAAAAGGUAGAGAAUACUUUAUUACCAAGCAAAAAUACGAUGAAGUUAUCCCAAUAUCUAAAUUAUUAGUAUUUACAGAGAAAUAUGAUUCUAAAACACGUAGAGAAGGGGUUGCCUCCACAAUCAAGAAUUCAUUAUUUGAUAAUGAAAUGCACAUGAAACUGUUGAGUGAUCAAGAUAUUAAUUUAUUACCAUUUAUCUUAUUACCAUUGGCAAGUGGUAAUGAAGAUGAAAUGAAAUUAGAUGAUGAAGAUAUGUUUAAAUUACCAGAUGAAUUACAAUUAUUGGACGAAGAAAAGAAGAGAGACCCAGAGGUUCCUAUUAUUUGUAAUCAUUUAGAAAGUAUCUUGCUAUUGAGUACUACAAAAGAUGGUAGAGAGUUUAUGAGGAACAGAUCUGUAUAUCCGGUUGUUAGAGAAUUACAUAAAAAUCUAAGUGACAAUGAUGAUAUUGACGAGUUGUGUAAUAGAAUAGUCAAUGUAUUGAUGAGAGGGGAGGUAACUGAUGAUAAAGUGGAAGAAUUGAUGUCUAGAGCUGCAGAUGAUGAAGGAGAAUCUAAGUACGAUAGUGACGAGGAGGAUGACGAUGCGAUUGUUGAAGUUAUAUAG